Salvelinus sp. IW2-2015 is the source of this 1314-nucleotide messenger RNA. Its product is annotated as pygopus homolog 2-like. The record is from RefSeq and is a predicted model, not a curated record. Lineage: Eukaryota; Metazoa; Chordata; Actinopteri; Salmoniformes; Salmonidae.
CUCAACGGCUCCCAGCCCCUGCAGCCGCCACCCAAUCAGCUGCAGGGGCCCAACUCUGCCAACGCCCCCUCCUCCAAUAACCCGUCCCAACAGCAGUCAACUCCACCAAAUUCUUCCCUUGGCUCCACCCUUUACAACCAGCAGAACAACGCUCCUGGUGGAGGCUCCAUGCCAAACGCUCCCCCCAACUCUGCCCAGAACAACAUGACCAACAACAGCAGUGGGGUUAACACCCCCGGCAGCAACCCCAACCCCCCUUCCAACUCCACCCCCAACACCCAGUCUCCGCUGCCCCCCGGCCCCGCUAACCCCUCCACCGGCCCAGGUUCCGGUCCAGGGAAGCUGGGCGGCCCGGGCAUGGUGUUCCCCUGCGGCUUCUGCCUGUCGGAGGUGCACGACGACCAGGAUGCGAUCUUGUGUGAGGCGUCGUGCCAGCGCUGGUUCCACCGUGACUGCACGGGCCUGACGGAGCCAGCCUACGGUCUGCUGACCCGAGAGAGCUCUGCUGUCUGGGCCUGCGACUUCUGCCUCAAGACCAAGGAGAUCCAAGCUGUGUAUGUCCGCCAGGGCUUGGGCCAGCUGGUGGCUGCCAACGAGGGCUGAGGAAUGGAAGGCGGAGGAGAAUAGACUGGGAGGGAGGAAGGGGUGCAGGGGAAGAGGCAUUGACUGCUCUGAUCUCUCUUGGAAUGGCUUUGGGCUGGGUUUCCCAAAAGAAUCGUAGCACUAAGAUCAUCUUAAUUCCAUUGAAACUCAAUGGACGAAAGAUGAUAUAAGUGCUACAAUGCUUUUGGGAAACYCAGCCCUUGUCUACCCGCCAGCUACUCACCCAACCUUAUCUGACAAGCUUUUUACAAUGCCUGAUUACAUCUCUUUAUUACAUACAUAAACACACACUUACAUGAAGCACUUUUAGUGACUCUUUUGGCCUGAACAACUGAUUUCCCCCUACAUGACAAAUGUCCACUCCACAUGAACCCCCCCAGACAUCCGGCCUGCCGACCAGCAAAGCACUGACACMAACACACUACCUCAUACUUUGUGACUGACCGGCAAGGGCCCCUCGCACUGACUGACUGACUGACCCCUGGUGAGAGCGUGGUCACCACACGCACACACACACCCCUGGUUCUGACCCAGAGCAGAUGAAUCCAAAGGUGAUCCAAACUGCCCCUCAAUGUACUAGACUGUCCUCCCUCCGACACCUCCAGAGAGUGAAUGAAUGGCGCCACAGAAAAGUGUAGAUAUACAGCCUGAACAUUUGCCCAAAACACGCCUCUGUCGAUCUUGGAAUGCAGGAGAAUCAACCAAUGAACG